GGUUGAGACGUUGUGUAGCGGAAGAGCAUGCAGAGUGUAAUGUUUCUGGCGUUCCAGCACGACCGCAGCCGAAUGGAGAAAAGCGCUAGCCGUUGCCAGAGCAAAGAAGAGAAAAAGGGCAAGAUGAAAAAAACCAUCCUAAAAGAUUGGAAAGCAAGAUUGAAUUACUUUCUGCAGAAUUCCUCCAAUUCUACCAAUGCAAAGGCUAACAAGAAAGGACAACAAAAGACAUGUUUCAGACCUUCUCCUGAAGAAGCUCAGCUGUGGUCAGAAGCAUUUGAUGAACUUCUAGCUAAUAAAUAUGGUCUGGCAGCUUUCAGAGCUUUCCUGAAAUCCGAGUUUUGUGAAGAGAACAUUGACUUCUGGCUGGCCUGUGAGGAUUACAAGAAAAUUAAGUCCCCACAAAAACUGACAGUCAAAGCUAAGAAGAUUUAUAGUGACUUCAUUGAAAAAGAAGCUCCUAAGGAGAUCAACAUAGACUUUCAGACUAAAAACAGUAUUGCUCAGAGCAUUGAAGAAGCCACGCACACAUGCUUCAGUGCGGCCCAGAAGAGAGUUUAUAGUUUAAUGGAGAACAAUUCCUACCCUCGCUUCCUAGAAUCUGAGUUCUACCAGGAAUUGUGCAGAAAGUCACCAAUCAGCAGAGACUCUCAGGAGACAUGAACUCAUAAAGCAGGAAGAGGAAGAAAAAUCCAAAGAAUAAAUUUGCCAAAUAAAGGAAAGAGGACCAUGUGUCUUUGCUGGCUCAGUGGGUCCGAUGAACUGAAUGCAAAGGAUAUCUGCCCAAAUGGCAAUUUACAGUUAUUCAGCUGAUGGAACUAUAGUUGACUUGGGCAGACUAGCAAGUUGCCCUAUUAAUGUUUAAAGGUAACCACACAAACUGCUGGCCAGUUAUUAAGGAAAGCUGAUUUUCCUCCCCAUAUAUGUUUUUGUAAUGUCUUGGGCAGCAUUGGACUGGUGUGGAUCAUCCAGCUUUGUCAACCUGGAUAUGCUGAUGCUCAUAAGAAAAAACAGUGCCCUCUGUGUAUAUUUAAAUAUAAACAAGCUCUAGGACUGUUCUUGCAGGCUGACCUUUUGUGAGACCUGACAAAUACUUUGAAUAAUUGGCUUUUGUUUCUAAAUAAAUAGCCAGCAGUAUGUAAUCAUCGCUGUAUCAGCUUCCCUAGGCAGGUUGUUCCCUGCAGAUCAUGCAGCUUUGUGCAGAUGUAGCAGAUUGCCUCAUGACUGUUACAACAAAUACCAAUAUUGCGGUAUGAUUUCUUCGAGAUAAAAGCAAUUACUUAAUUGAUUUAAAGUACAGAGCAUGAUGAUCUGCUAAUUGGCUAGGGACAAAUUCAGUCUGGGCAUGUAUCAUUUUGGAGUAAAACCUGGUCUAGAAUUCAAAUGAGUGCUCUGUGUGUGUGUGUGUGUGUGUUUAUUUGUUGUACACUCCUGUCAAUGUUGAACGUACUGACUUUAAGGACAGGCUUCAGUGAAGUCAUCUUCUGUUUUGAGAAGCAGAUGUUUCAAUAAAUUAUUUUUAUUUUAUUAAGAACAA
This is a messenger RNA of Ahaetulla prasina, 1537 nucleotides long. It is a transcript of the gene RGS2, whose product is annotated as regulator of G protein signaling 2. Bases 28 to 663 code for a protein of 211 amino acids. The record is from RefSeq and is a predicted model, not a curated record. Lineage: Eukaryota; Metazoa; Chordata; Lepidosauria; Squamata; Colubridae. The transcript is spliced from 5 exons.